AGAAAAACCCAUAAAACGUCAUUUCCCGGUGGCCGGCAUGCUGGUGACGUUCGUCGUGGACACGAGCGCGUCCAUGGCGCAGAAGAGCGCGUGCGGCAUGUCGCUCCUCGACUUUGCCAAGUCUCUGGUCGAGACGAUGGCCAAGAAGCUGCUGGCGCGCAGCCUCAACCGCGUCAACUACAUGCACUUCAUGCUCGUGACCUUCAGCGGCGUCGUCGUCGGCAUGGAGCACUCGACGAACCGCGACCUCUUCUACCGCGAGCUCAAGUACCUCGAGGCGCGCGACUUGAGCGACGUCGGCGGCGCGCUCUCGACGGCCUUCGACCUGAUCAACCGCGAGCGUGCCAAGAUCUUUUGCGACAACUACGGCCUCGGGCGCCUGCCCUUCAACGCGCAUAUGUCGCACGUCGUGCUCAUCACGGACGCCGGCGCGCUCACGACGCUCGACGGCGUCCAGCCCGACCUCGUCGUACCGCCCACGAGCCUCUCGGCGCUCGACCUGACGCGCCAGCCCUUUCGCUGGGACCAGCGCCUCUUUACGUUUGCCGUCCAGCUCUCGGCCGAGUCGCUCACGAGCAAGGCGCCGGCGAUCAACCCGCCGUUCUACUCGUCGCUCUGCGAAGAGACGGGCGGGACGCUGCACCUCUUCACGAACGGCCGCGUGACCAAGCCGAUGCUCGAGAAAGAGGUCGAGUCGAUCAUUGCGCGCAUGAAGCCCGGCGUGCUCGUCAAGUUUGCGUGCGACGGCUCGGACGGCGAGACGUACGCGCCGACGAAGAACGCGCUCACGCCCAGCGCGACGCUCGGCCGCGACUACACGUGGCCGAUCCCCGAAGCCUUCUGGGUCGACCGCAACACGACGAGCCUCGGGCUGCGCGAUGCGCACCCAACGCUGAUCUACCGGCGCUCGGUCGAGUCGCCCACGGACGCUGCGACCAACCAGCUCUCGUCGCUCAACCCGUCGCCGCCCCGCGGCGCGCGCUGGCUCGUGUACAUGGCCAACUCGAAGGGCGACGGCCGCCUCGGCGAGCCGUUUGGGUUUCUGCGCACGACGGCGGCGGCCACGCACCUCGUCUUGCUGCCGUACAACUACCCCGUGCUCUUCUCGCUGCUCGUGGACGCGGCGCGGCAGCACCAGCCGACGACGCCGGCGAAUCCGUGGCUCUUCCAGGCCAAAACCAUGUCGCCGGGCUGGAAAGACGCGUUCUCGACGUAUGUGCUGAGCUGCCCGAGCUACUAUAGCCUUCCGCUGCGCAAGAUCCUCAAGCGCUACAACCUCCAUGAGCUCGUGCCCGACUUGGCCGAGAACGGGCGCUGCUACCAGGUGACCAACCACCUCACGCGCAUGAAAGACGUGGCCAUGGUCGAGAGCAGCGAGAAGCCGUCAACGCGCCCGGCGAGCAGCAGCAAUCAUGUCUCGCCCCACUCGACGCCGUCGCAGUCGCCGUUCCGAGCGACAAAGGAAGUCGUGACGGGCCAGGCGCCGAGUCUCCUCUGCCGCACACAGCUGCUGCAGGCGCAUGCGGCGCAGCGCCGGACAGUCGUCGCCCCGUCGCGCGACCUGGCGCGGGCAACCGAGUGGACCGGGACGCUCGCGCGACUGGCGCCGAGCGCGUCGACCUUGGCCAACAGCGACCGCGCCAAGUUCUUCUUGACGGUCGAGGUCAUGUCCGACUACAUUCCGACGGUCCUCAAGAACGAGCUGCUCCGGAACCCGUUCUCGGAGCCCGAGAAGGACGAGCACACGGUCGAGGGGUCGAAGCGCCGGAAGCUCGAAUUCUCGCUCGGCUCGCCGUACAAGAAAUCGGCGGCCAAGAAAGGCGACGACCUCAUUCUGCAAGGCGAGGCCGCCGACGAAGCCGCGGCGCUCGGGUCACCGUCCUCGAGUCCGUCCUCGCGCCGGCAGCGGUCGCGCCAAAAGUACAAGAAACAGUGGAAAACAACGUCGUCGUCUGGGAAGAGCAGCCCGACGCACCCGUCGCCGACGUCGCCCGAGACAGCGCUGCUCCGCGUGCCCCUCUCCGUGACGGACGAGGACGCGCACAAGGUCAUGGCCGCGACCGCAACGCGCCUCGGCGUGACCUCCACAGACGACGACAGCGACAAGCUCCUGAGUCGGCGCGUGUACCACAUCAUCAUUGAAAACAGCAGCGUGUGGAAGGACGUGGCUGCCCGCGUUCGCAGCCGGUCGUUCCAGCCCAAGGACACGGCCACGGUCCUCAAGGCCCUCGGCGAGAUCAAGGGCGACAAGGCCGUCCGGCUCGGCUACCUGCACCUCGCGGCAGCGCUCGCCAAAGCCUUCAAGCGGUCGCUCCUCGUCAAAAUGCUCGCCAAGACAGAGGCCUCGCUGCGCCAGGAAGCGUAA
Messenger RNA from Saprolegnia parasitica CBS 223.65, 2365 nucleotides. RefSeq lists its product as hypothetical. Lineage: Eukaryota; Oomycota; Saprolegniomycetes; Saprolegniales; Saprolegniaceae. Gene Ontology annotation, cellular component: integrator complex. The transcript has 6 exons. Gene Ontology annotation, biological process: snRNA 3'-end processing. The record is from RefSeq and is a predicted model, not a curated record. The coding region runs from base 38 to 2365 and encodes 775 amino acids.